AUGGCUACCGUCAACAUCCGUACCGAUGUUACCGAUCCCUUCUAUCGCUACAAGAUGGAGCGCCUCCAGUCCAAGAUCGAGGGCAAGGGCAAUGGCAUCAAAACCGUCGUCGCCAAUCUCCCCAGCGUCGCUGCCUCUUUGGCUCGUCCUCCGGCCUAUGUGAUCAAGUGGUUUGGUUUCGAGUUGGGUGCUCAGACCAACACCAACCCCAAGGAUGAUCGCUGGAUCAUCAACGGCGCGCACGAGUCCUCUAAGCUUCAAGAUUCGCUCGAUGGGUUCAUUUCCAAGUAUGUUCUGUGCAAGGCAUGCAAGAACCCUGAAACCGAGAUUCAUAUCAAGGAUGGCCGCAUCUUGCUGGACUGCAAGGCCUGUGGCCAGCGCACUGAACCUGAUCUUCGACACAAGCUCAGCGGUUUCAUCUUGAAGAACGAGCCCAAAGGCGGCAAGAAAGGCAAAAAGGAGAAAAUGUCUCGCCGUGAUCGCGCCAGGAUGGAGGCUGAGGAGAAGGCAUCUACCAACGGUGCCAGCCCUCACGACUCUCACUCUGAUCAAGGCGGCGAUGCUGACGAGGAUGGCGAAUUGGCUGCCGGAAGUGACGACGAGUUUACACGCCAGAUCAACGAAGAUGCCAAGGUCAUUGACGCUAACGGUGCCCCCAAGGAAGAGCAGUGGGCUAUCGAUACUUCUGCUGAAGCUGUUGCUGCUCGUACCAAAGAUCUGCCCGAUGAUCUCAAGCGCUCCCUUGCAUUUGACGACGAUGAGGAGGGCGAGGGCGGUGGGCACAGCGUCUAUGAUGAUCUCGGCGACUGGCUCGAGGAGCAAACCAAGGCCAAGGGCAAGAUCAGCGCUGUCGACGACGUUGACAUCUACAAGAAGGCCAAAGAACUCGGGAUUGAGUCCAAGAGCAAGACUCUGGCCGUCCUUGCCCAAACCAUCUUUGACGAGAACAUUGUCAAGCAAAUCUCUCAACGCGCCAGCAUGCUUCAGAAGAUGAUCGGCGAAAGCGAGAAGCACCAAAAAGCAUUUCUGGGAGGGACCGAGCGCUUUGUUGGCAACGACCAUCCUGACCUGAUUCCUCAAGUUCCCAAGAUCCUGAUGGCCUACUACCAGGCCGACCUGAUCAGUGAGGAAGUCGCAAAAGCCUGGGGUUCCAAAGCGAGCAAGAAGUAUGUUGAGAUCAGCAUCAGCCGCAAGGUACGCCAAGCCGCUGAGCCUUUUGUCAAGUGGCUCGACGAGGCAGAGAGCGAGGAUGAGAGUGAUGAGGAGUAA
Molecule: messenger RNA, 1269 nt
Organism: Cyphellophora europaea CBS 101466
Lineage: Eukaryota; Fungi; Ascomycota; Eurotiomycetes; Chaetothyriales; Cyphellophoraceae
Exons: 1
Coding region: 1-1269 (422 amino acids)
Biological process (GO): formation of translation preinitiation complex; translational initiation; formation of cytoplasmic translation initiation complex
Cellular component (GO): cytosol
Molecular function (GO): eukaryotic initiation factor eIF2 binding; translation initiation factor activity; GDP-dissociation inhibitor activity
Source: RefSeq, a predicted model, not a curated record